This is a messenger RNA of Meira miltonrushii, 870 nucleotides long. RefSeq lists its product as uncharacterized. Gene Ontology annotation, cellular component: COPII-coated ER to Golgi transport vesicle; endoplasmic reticulum membrane; Golgi membrane. Lineage: Eukaryota; Fungi; Basidiomycota; Exobasidiomycetes; Exobasidiales; Brachybasidiaceae. The coding region runs from base 43 to 654 and encodes 203 amino acids. The transcript has a single exon. The record is from RefSeq and is a predicted model, not a curated record. Gene Ontology annotation, molecular function: COPII receptor activity. Gene Ontology annotation, biological process: endoplasmic reticulum to Golgi vesicle-mediated transport.
ACAUGGCAUUGGCUGAAUAGCCUUUCCAUCAACAUUCACACAAUGCUCAAGCUGUUAAGCUACAUCCUCGGUCUCAUUACAGCGAUCGCACUUAUUCUUUGUAUUGCAUGCGGAUUAUUCUACGUAUGCAGUUGGAUAGAAGAUCGUCCAGCAAAAAGUCGUAAAAUCGGUCAAAGGAUCGCUCAAAUUUGUGGAUUAUGUACAUUGGCAAUCGCAAUCACUGAUCGAAUGCCAAACCUAUUUGUCCUGACAAGUCUGGCUUCAUUCUGUAUCCUGCACCUAUCCCUAGACGAACAAUGGCACAAGAGACUACCUACUUCGGUACGAUUGAUCGUUCAAACAGUUGCACCGGUACUGCCACAUAUCAUCCUAUUACACAGCUUUCAUCCUGCAAGAAACACUAAUGGAAACAUCAUACAGGAUAUUCCCGAUCCCGCAUACCACAGCAAACCAAAAUUACCCGGAGGCAGAUUAGACUGGGAUGCAUACAAUACAGCUCAACCUAUCAUUCGCACAUACGGAGCAGGAGAACAACUCUCAUGCUUUGCACUUUGCUGGCUUCCAACAAUUUGGUCUUAUUUGAUCGCAAUUGCUGAUAGUGCUGCUUUGCCUUUUGCAAAUGAUAAUCCAACAAAAUCAAAGAGAAACAAUUAAUCUCAUCAUUCAUGCCAGCACUCAAUGUAUCAUAUCCACAUCUAUACCCAUAAUAGUGAUGAUUGCUCAAUGAUAGCAUGUCUUUGUUGUCAGAUUGUAUGAAAUACAGUAUGUUGAACGAGUGUGGUGAUAGGUCUAAUUGUGUGCGCAAUGUACGCAAUCGAAUGCUUCUUUGAUGCCAAGACGAUAGGUAUGAUAAUCAGAAAAGAUCCUGUG